AUGCUGCGGUUCCUGCGCAGGACCUUUGGCCGGCGGUCGAUGCAGCGCUACGGGCGAGGAGGCGCGCGCGGUGCCGGCCGCGGGGGGCUCGGCGGCGACGGCGACGAGCGGGACGGGGGGCUGCGCGGCGCCGCCGGAGGCUUCCCCUCGUCGCCGCACCCCGGCGGGGUCGCGCACGGCGCCGGAGCCCCCGUGCACAUCCCCGCCGCCGGCGACAGCAAGCCCGCGCUGCACUGCCGCGUCCUGCUCCUGGACGGCGCCGAAGUGAGCGUGGAGCUGCCCAAAAAUGCAAAGGGGCAGGAGUUAUUUGACCAGAUUGUGUAUCAUUUGGACCUUGUGGAAACUGAUUACUUUGGACUACAAUUCAUGGAUGCUUCCCAAGUUACACACUGGUUGGAUCAUUCUAAACUCAUUAAGAAGCAAAUAAAAAUUGGACCUCCGUACACGUUGCACUUUCGAAUUAAGUACUAUUCGUCCGAACCGAAUAACCUUCAUGAGGAGUUUACAAGGUACCUGUUUGUGUUGCAGCUCCGGCAAGACAUUCUUUCAGGGAAACUGAAAUGCCCAUAUGAAACUGCCGUUGAACUAGCAGCUCUGUGUCUUCAAGCUGAGCUGGGAGAGUGUGAACAUCCUGAGCACACGCCAGAGCUGGUGUCUGAAUUCAGGUUUGCCCCAAACCAGACGGAAGCAAUGGAAUUUGACAUUUUUCAGAAGUGGAAAGAGUGCAGGGGGAAGAGCCCAGCGCAAGCUGAACUGUGCUACUUGAACAAAGCUAAAUGGCUAGAAAUGUAUGGUGUAGAUAUGCAUGUAGUUAAGGGAAGAGAUGGUUGUGAAUAUGCUCUUGGACUGACACCAACAGGCAUAUUGAUCUUUGAAGGAGCAAACAAAAUAGGCUUAUUCUUUUGGCCUAAAAUCACAAAAAUGGACUUUAAAAAGAGCAAACUAACGCUUGUUGUUGUAGAAGAUGACGAACAGGGCAGAGAGCAAGAGCACACGUUUGUUUUCCGGCUAGACAGUGCCAAGACCUGCAAGCACUUGUGGAAGUGUGCAGUGGAGCACCAUGCCUUCUUCAGGCUGCGAGCGCCGGCAAACAGUAAAUCGAGUAGAUCCGACUUCAUAAGGCUAGGAUCCCGCUUCCGAUUCAGUGGGCGGACGGAGUAUCAAGCGACACAUGGGACAAGAUUACGGCGAACUAGCACGUUUGAAAGAAGGCCCAGCAAGCGAUAUCCUUCCCGAAGGCAUUCAACUUAUAAAACAAACAAUCCUGUGAAAGCAGCACAGCUGUGUGCUAAAAAUACUCCAGAAGUCCAUAACUACCAGCCACAGUAUCAUCCCAAUAUUCAUCCUGCUCAGCCACACUGGCAUCCUCAUACACCUGUAAAUGUAAGCUAUCCCUUGAACAACAGUGACCUGCACCCAUUCAACAUUGAGGAGAACGGUGGAGCGCCUUAUACCACGAAAAUGCCUGCAAGGCACCAUCACCACCACCGUCACCACCACCACCACCCCAGCUACGGCGCCCUCGCUCCUGACAGCAAAGACCUGGUUUCUGCAGUCCCAAAUCCAAACAAACUGAGCUCAGGACUUCCCCUUCUAUAUGAUGAAACUUCUCAUCUGAAGAAAAUAGAAACGGAGAGUGUGAAGGUAGUUGGACCAUGGCCAGCCCUGCACAUCAGCAUGAACAAGGGUGAAGAGAAGAAAGUGUCUGAAAAGACUCUUCAUGCCCCCGUGUCACCUUCCUCUGUACCUGAUCAUAUGAAAUGUAACAUCCUUAAAGCUCAAGUAGAAGCUGCUUUUAGAGUGGGUACCCAGGCUGUGAAAGAAGAGACCUCUUUUGUAAAUCCCAGUAAGACCUCCAGCCUGCAGGACCCUAAUGUAAGAAGUCCAGCUCCAGUGCGACCCGAACCUGCAUCGUCAACUGGCCCUCCGGAAAAGCAGGAAAUCAAAGUUUCCCGCGUGAGGAAGUUAACGCGACAGUACAGCUUUGAUGAAGACGACCUUCCUCCCGCCCUGGCAGCAGCGGCAGCAUCUACAUCUGUGUCUUCAACAUCUCCCAGCUCCCAGAAAACGUGCACGCCGCAGACGUCGGAAGGGCAAGCACAGGUUUCGCCUGGUGCCAAGAGUUCCACAGARGCUGGAAGUACAUUUGCUUUGGAGCCAGGUGACCUACUGAUGGAUUUCACAGAGGCCACUCCUAUGAUAAAGACAUUCCCCGCUGAUACAUCUAAUCCUUUUUUCGAUCCUUUUACAACAGUACCACAGUUUUCUGCAGAGUUUACAGAGAGCAAGCUACCGUGCUGUGCCGUGCAGUCCUCGCCCAAGCUGCCGCCCAUGGCGCCGUCGCCCGUCCUGCGGCCGCUGGCAGAGGCCGUGCCRGCCCCAACGGUGCAGACAAUAUAUCCAUCGCACAAGCCCAUCUCCCUGGCAGACAGCGCCGAGACCCUGCGGCGUGAGCUGGAGCGAGAGAAGAUGAUGAAAAGACUGCUGAUGACCGAGCUGUGAAAUCCAUCCUCGCUGCCGCCAGACGGAGAAGGGGCCGGGGCCUUUCACGUGCCUUCUGUCUGUUUACAUUCCUCUGCGUCCGUGUGCUCAGCGUGGUGCGUGGGGAAGCCCUGCCGUGGGCCUGGCUCGCCCGGAUUCACCACCCGGCUUGAAGGGAAGGCUCGGCGAGACUCCCCCUCCAAGGAGCUCCUUUGCUUAUUUGCUGCUGGGAAAGAAACCCUCACUCCGUUAUCUCUCCUGAGGUUUUAUACUAUUAAUACCGUUCAUUUUCGGGUUGGUUUUGGUAAAUCUAGGGCAAAAAGGAUCAGCAAGGAGCGUACUGAUUUCUAUUGGGAAACACUGUUCUGUACAUAUGUUAAUAACUGCACAGAGAUUAAUGUUAUGCAGAAUAUUUUGAUAGUAACAUAGAAAAUAUGUCAUUUUGUACAACGGAAAAUUGCAACGAGCUACUGCUAUUUGUUAAAGAAUCAUUUUUAAAGUGGAAGAAUGAUUAUUAAAUCCUAACCCCAGGACUGUUAGUCUCCACAGAAAAGUAAACAGCUGUCUUAUCAAAUUCCUAACCUUAACCUUUACUCAGAGAUAUAAAUAGCUGCAAGGGGAAGAAACCCCUCCCUACAGAUAUCCACCCCCAACGCUCCCUAUAGUUUGUCAUCGUGACCUAAAUCUGAAACUAAAUCGUACUUGGUUUUCCAUUAAUGAAAAGAUCAGUUAUUUAAAGUAAUUUGCUACUGACUUUCUAGCUUGAUAUUGACUUUUUUAAUUAAGUGGGAAGUUUCUCCUUCUCCGCCUUGCCGACAUCCCGGCGCUUGCCCGUGCGCCCGCAGCGGCUGCCGGCGCCGUGGAGUUUGCAGGCCCUGCUCUGCGGGGCCGCAGCUUUUGCAGAGGGCACGUUUUUCUUUCCUGGAUUGGUAAAACACCUUCCUGGAGGACAGGAAUUGACGGAUGUGUUUAAAUAGGAAUAGCCACCGAUGGCCGAGCUGUGUCUAUACCCUUUUUAUUUUGCACGCCCAGUCAGUGCGUCUCUAUGGGCACGCUUUGAGGACUGGCUAUGUGUGAAAUCCUCUGCUUUUGGGGGGACUUUCUCAGGCACAAGGUUACGUGGGUGUCUAAGUGUUGGCAGAGUUGCAGCUUCAGGGAAUGUACUGAUCCAUAAAGGUAACAUUACGAGGUUCCUACGAGAAAAAGCGGCUCUGUUUUCCCCUGUUUGGUAUUGUGGAAUUACCCGAAAAGCCACCAACAACCGACUGUCAGCUACAGAAUACUGUUCCUACGGGAAAGCUUUUGUGUGUUUUAUAUGGCUGAUGAUGUAUAUUUUUCUGUUACUCUGAAUACUCUGUUCUCUUGUUUGUAUUAAGAGAAAAGCUUGCCCUUAAUUUGAUACUGAUUACGAGGGCUUUAUCUCAGCUUAACCAGUUUCUUAGCGCAAAGAGACUGUUGUAAGCCUGAGUUUCCUUCAGUUAGCCUGGGCUCUUUUUCCGAGAGGAGAAAUUUUGAGAGCAUUAGAGGGUYUUGGUUGUAACGUGGCAGUAGAAAAUGAUUCGUCUGUUUUGUAUUUAGUGGGACGAGAGAUUUGCCUCAUGCUCCCCAAAGAAAUCCAGCGGUCCCAAACCUUCACACUUGUAGAAUGGGACAAAAUAAACAGCACAAGUGUUAGGUAGAAAUCAGCAAAACAAAAUGCAAUGGAGUAGUAUGAGGAAUAGGCACAAGCAGUCAUAGAAAUAUACCCAGAUUGCAGGUUUUAAAGCACUCAAAUGACUUUGCUGAGUUAUCAAAUACAGCUUGUACACUGUCCACCUUCUGGUUACUGUGCCAAGACAUUUUUCUGGCGUAUGUUUUUACAUACCUCUCCAUCAGUCUAAGGCUAUUAAAAAGGGAUUAGGAACAGUAAGUCCCUGUGAAGAAAUCAGAAAGGGGAGCAGCACAACAGCAGGUAUACAAGAUUGCACCUUCCUUUUCUUGUUAUCCUUUUUUCACCACUUUCCAGAAGGAUAUUGAUGGAAGGAGGCAGUAUAUUUUUCUGUUCGAGGUGGGUUUUUUGAGAUUGGAGCAAAGGAAGUUGGAGUGCGGCACAGCCCUGACCUCAGCUGCAUCUGGUCUCUUUGCCUGCUGUUAGGCAGCCCCUCGUUGCAUGUGAAGUGUCCUGAUAUUGCACAAAGUCAGCAAGGAAAACAGAUCUGAGCGCAGCAUUUAGUUGGAUUAAUUGCCCUGAACUCCUUCCUGGAGCAGGAAUGGACACUGGAAACCCUGGAAUAUGCUGUGAAGUUUGGGGAUGAACCCAGUGACCUGCAUGAGGGCAAUGUAGUCCCGUAAGCAAAUGCCCUCAGCAGACCUGAAUGUGUGGCCCAGACCAGCCCAUCAGAUUUUCUGGCCCGUAAAGAAGCUGCUAGCUCACUAUUUUAARUGCAGCAUUUUACUGCUAUUGUAUAAAGAUUCUUGAGCUGAAAUAUUUGGAAUAGGAGAAGAGGAAACAUGAACCAAGGUAACUUGACAGUAACAGGGUCUAAGUGACUGAGUUGGGCUUUGGAGUAGCUGAGAAAGAGCAGAGCCUCCUCUGGCCUUGAUUUGCAGCAGUUAAAGAGGACAAGAUCCACACGGGCGUGGGUUCCUGCAGGGCUUUUUCCACAGGACGUCCCCACGUGCGUUGGUUGCCUCAUCUUGUUCCAGUGCCCUGUCCACCGGCUGCCAUCGUUCCCUAUUCUGCAGCCCAGUGGAGCUUUGUUAAAAAGUUUUGCUGAUAUUGAACUAAACUUUUACCUACAGAAUGUCACCCUGUUGUUCUUUCUUACUACGUACUUUCUUCCGCCACGCUUAAGCGUCUCGGUUUUCACAUUUUUUGAAUAUACACUCUGCCUCACUUCUGGUUGGGAAUUACAGUGUUAGGACACCUGUUACCCCAAACCACUGUAAACAAGACAGUGUCAACACGGAUGUAUGCUGAGGGGCUUAUAUUCUAGAUUUGCCCCUGGACUUUUAACUUUGCAGGUGUUUAAGGAUACUCUGCCUGAGGGCCUGUCUCUGUAACAGCGCAGAAGUAUCCGAGCUAGCUUUAAUGAGCUUGCAUAUGUAGUUGUGGCAGCAUGAAGCCCAGCACAGGCUAUCAUUAUCAUGUACAUUGACACG
Molecule: messenger RNA, 5622 nt
Organism: Nothoprocta perdicaria
Lineage: Eukaryota; Metazoa; Chordata; Aves; Tinamiformes; Tinamidae
Gene: EPB41L4B
Product: erythrocyte membrane protein band 4.1 like 4B
Exons: 25
Coding region: 1-2502 (833 amino acids)
Cellular component (GO): cytoskeleton
Molecular function (GO): cytoskeletal protein binding
Source: RefSeq, a predicted model, not a curated record